Molecule: messenger RNA, 1946 nt
Organism: Hibiscus syriacus
Lineage: Eukaryota; Viridiplantae; Streptophyta; Magnoliopsida; Malvales; Malvaceae
Product: protein NRT1/ PTR FAMILY 5.2-like
Exons: 4
Coding region: 102-1931 (609 amino acids)
Biological process (GO): dipeptide transport; transmembrane transport
Cellular component (GO): membrane
Molecular function (GO): tripeptide transmembrane transporter activity; dipeptide transmembrane transporter activity
Source: RefSeq, a predicted model, not a curated record
UAGAGGUCGUUGAACUAUCUCCUCUCAACUUUAUAUAAAGUGAAGGGUUAUCACAUGAUCUUUGAUUACACCUACAAACACAGCCCUUAAUUGCCGUCUUCAUGAUGUCAAGGGUAUUAGCAGAAGAAAAAGGAUCUGCAGAUGGAAGAGACGACGGUUAUACUGAAGAUGGAAGUGUUGAUCUCAAAGGCAGGCCUGUCUUGAGAUCAAACACCGGUAGAUGGAAAGCUUGUUCCUUCAUUGUUGGAUAUGAAGUGUUUGAGAGGAUGGCGUAUUACGGAAUAGCGUCGAACCUAGUGUUGUAUCUGACGAGGGAGCUCCGUGAAGGAACGGUAAAAUCAUCAAACAACGUUACCAACUGGGUUGGAACUGUGUGGAUGACACCUAUUUUAGGCGCUUACAUUGCCGAUGCUCAUCUCGGUCGCUACUGGACUUUUGUUAUUUCAUCUGCCAUUUAUCUCGCUGGAAUGGCUCUCUUAACCCUAGCAGUUUCGGUGCCUGCCUUGAGGCCUCCAUCGUGCGGUCAUGGGCACAAAGGAGUGAACUGCAACAGAAGAGCCUCGGCUUUCCAAGAAGGAAUAUUCUACUGUGCACUAUAUAUCAUCGCAAUAGGAACCGGUGGCACCAAGCCUAACAUAUCCACCAUGGGUGCGGACCAGUUCGACAACUUCGAGACGAAGGAAAGGGUUCAGAAGCUAUCCUUCUUCAACUGGUGGAUGUUUAGCAUUUUCUUUGGCACCCUCUUCUCCAACACUUUCUUGAUCUACAUACAAGACAAUGUGGGGUGGAGUCUUGGUUAUGGCCUUCCAACAGUUGGUCUCUUGGUCUCAGUCUUGGUGUUCUUGGUGGGAACUCCAUUUUAUAGACACAAAUUGCCUUCGGGUAGUCCUUUUAGUAGGAUUUUCCAAGUGCUUGUUGCUGCUAUUAGGAAACGGAAUGUGCCGGUUCCGACCAACCCGAAAGAGCUACAUGAGCUUAGCUUGGAGGAAUACUCAAAAUCUAAGAAAUUCAGAAUCGAUCAUACCCCUUCGUUAAGAUUCCUAGACAAAGCUGCAGUAAAGAGCGGACCAACCUCGGCAUGGAUGCUUUGUCCAGUGACUCAAGUCGAAGAAACCAAGCAGAUAGUAAAAAUGAUCCCCAUCUUGGUGGGAACAUUCAUACCAAGCACCAUAAUAGCGCAAGGCGGAACACUGUUUGUCAAACAAGGAACCACCCUUGAUCGUAGUAUGGGUCCACAUUUCGAUAUCCCACCAGCUUGUCUCUCUGCAUUUGUUACAAUCUUCAUGUUGAUCUCCAUUCCUAUAUAUGACCGCUGCUUCGUCCCGAUAAUGAGGCGUUACACCAAAAACCCCAGAGGGAUCACAUUGCUUCAAAGAAUGGGAAUCGGCUUUAUGUUGCAAAUCAUCAUUAUGAUAAUUGCUUGUUUUGCCGAAAGUAAGAGACUCAGCGUUGCUCGAGAUCAUCAGAAACUCGGUAUAAAUGACACGGUUCCUCUCAGUAUUUUCAUACUGCUGCCCCAGUUUGCCUUGGCAGGGGUGUAUGAUGCAUUUGCAGAAGUUGCAAAGCUAGAAUUCUUCUACGAUCAAGCACCAGAGGGAAUGAAAAGCCUUGGAACCUCGUAUUACAGUAGCAGCAUUGGGAUUGGCCAUUUCAUCAGUACUUUUGUUUUGACGACAGUUUCGGAUAUGACCAAGAGACAUGGACAUAGAGGGUGGAUCUUGAACAACCUCAACAUCUCACGCCUAGACUAUUAUUUCGCUUUCUUGGCUGUCCUAGGCUUCUUAAACUUCAUCUUCUUCUUUGUUGUGGCCAGACUUUAUGUUUAUAACGCGGAUGCAAAACGAUCCGAAAGUGAUUUGAACGAACCCAUUGAUGAUUCACCGAAUAAAGUUUCAAACAUGGUCGAUGCCUUGAAAGCCGGCACAAGUUGAUAGUAUCCCAUGUAA